CCCUGAGCUCCGACAACAUCCAGUUGGCCCUACAUAUUCGCAUGAGCCUCAACCGCGAGGCGAAAUGUCGCAAAGCAGAGAGCCAGCAGAUCAAGCUGGAGAACGAGGAGAUGGACGGCCCUUGGGAGCAGGUGGAUGUUCGGGCCUCGCUACGGGACUCGGGAUCAUCGGCGGCGACCUCCACGUCGACGCCGGCACGGCCUACACUACAACGGAUGCAGCCGCAGGGGCGACUGAUCGCUCAUCAGGACGCGAGGGGCCACAUCUUCUACACGAUCGAGGGCUCGGAGCAGGACAACAGCACGAAGCGGAUGACGGACGCCUUCCUGCAGGAGCACCUACCGAACUGGGAGAUGUGGUCCAGCAAGCUUCUCCAGCAGUGGACGCAGUGCCGUCGCUGGGGGCGAAUCAUCCAGAAGGUCUUCAUCAAGACGAUCGAUCGUGUGAACUGGAAGCUGGACAGCCUCGGACUACCUGUGCAGUUGCUACCCGAGAGGUACCCGACCUGGCCGGCGGACAUCGAGCAUCGUGCGAAGAUCGAGCCACACCAGCCGUGCACGGAGCCGAAGCAGCGCCCCCUGUCCCAGAAGUCAGCAGCCUCAGCAGCCGCGCGCGAGCAGAAUCAAGAGCUGCGAGCCACCAUCGAGACCGCAAAGUUAGAUUUCUUGACCAAGUUUGCGGAGGUGGAUGCGUUCGCAGCGCUGAGCUCGGAGCAGAUCCACGAGCAGCUCAGCAUGGUUACGUUGGUCAACCACCUCAAGCCGCUGUGCAAGAUGUGGGGACUGACCCAGACUGGCAAGAAGGAGGAGGUGAUCGACAAGAUCAUCGCGUACAUCAUCGAGCAGCGCGGCACGGCGGCAGCGACUAUCCAGAUCAAGAAGGAGACGGAGACCAAGAAGAUGGAGACGACGGCAAUGGCCGUGGGCCCGGCGAUCUCAGCUCACUACACUCAGAUGUGCCAGCACCCGGACUGCAAGCUACGCCGAUGCAUCGCCAAAAACGAGCCGAUCGUGAAGAUGAGGCUCUACGGUUGGUGCCACCAGGCGUGUGCGGUCAGGUCGGCCAUUUUCGGAGCCAUGUGCGCCCUCGCAACCUUCGGCCGCCUGACGAUGGUCGAAGCGUGCACCCACGAGGACUCGAAUCUCGGGAAGGUGUGCGACGAGAAGGGCUACCACUACGAGCGGCUCGGCCUCUUCAACGAGAACGACCUCAGCAAGCCGCAGGGCUACCACAAGGCGAAGUUCCUGCUAGACGAGAAGCGCCCGGAGCUCUUCGUCAGUACACCACCCUGCGGUCCAUGGUCGAUAAUGCAGAAUGUCAACCAGCGCAACGAUCAACAGAAGGAGAACCUUCGCAGGAAGCGGCUCAAGAGCCAGCGGAUCUUCGAGAACAACAAGAGGCUCAUCGAGCACCAGGUGCUCAACCUGAACGGCUCGGCCCUCGCCGAACAGCCCCACAACAGUCGUUCGUGGCAGAAGACCUGCUGGAAGGAUCUCCACAAGAUCCUACCGUACGAGGUGAUCGUGGAUGGCUGCGCCUGCGGACUACGAGCCCCUGACACGGGCGAGCUCAUGAAGAAGCGCUGGAAGUUCUUGACGAAUGACAGGAGGAUCUGGGUAGCCCUACAACCUCUACAGUGCCGUGGAGGACACUACCACGAGGAGAUAGAGAGCAGCUUGAGGACCGAGGCCUCGGGCUCCUACCCCAAGAUGCUGUGCCGCCGGAUCCUCAGGGCUCUGACCAAGAGCCAGAACCAGAACUACUUCGAGGACGAGGUUGUGAACUGCCUCUGCAUGGCAGCUACCCAGCAGCCACCGACAGAGCCUACGCCAGAGGAGGACGAGCCGACUCUUCCACCACGAGACGGCAAGGAAGCGCACAACCUCACCAACGAGACGGUCAAGAAGCUCGAGAGCUACAUCAGAUUGGUGCUUUUUGACGCUUUCUCGUGGAUCCGUCGCAGCACGAACACGAACGUGAUGGCGCUGGCGAUACUCGACGCCGGCUCGGACAUCCUCUACGUGCGGCUGAUCGACGAGAAGCCGAUCCCGGUCAUGCGCUACGACCCUGCCGGCAGCGCCAUCUCCGACGAGUUCCGCGAGUGGAUCGAGAGCCAGGGAGUCUACUGUCUCCCAUGCGCGGCCGACGCCCACUGGCAGAUCGGCAAGAUCGAGCGUGCCACUGAAGCCUUCAAGGAGGCCCUCGACGCUUUCGACGAGAUGGUCUCAGCCGAAGUACCCACCAGCGAGAUGUUCGGACUCCAGACGGCGGCCAGGAACGACCUGAUCAGGAUCGACGGGUUCAGCCCGCUGCAGCGCUAUGCGGGACGGACGCCGACUGGGACGACAGUCAAUCUGUCGGACGAGCCGAACAACCUGCCGCUCAUCAGUGCCGAGCUGCAGGACGGUACCUUCAGCAGGGACGCCCAGGUACGACGAAUGGCGCGGCUUGCUCACAUCCAGACCGAGAACUCUGACCGAGUCAAGCGAGCGGAGGCCGCGCGCUUCAGAAGGGACAGCCUCGCUCAAUGCCUGGGCGAGGACGCUGGUACGGACCUGGACGAGUACUUUGUCACGAGCCAGCGAGCUCGGGACACCGACCUGGUCUACCUGGAACGGUGGUCAAUAUCACACUGGCUGGCCGCCUCUACCGAGUUGCUCCAGAACAACUUCGACCUGCCACCGGACCCUGGGCCAUCUCUGAAGACGAUGAUCGUCCUGUACCACAAGGAGAUCCUCGCAGUCUUGACCCAGGAGGCGGCGGAGGCGGCGGAGGUGGUGGAGCCUUGGCGGCGCCACCAGGACUGGAAGAGCGACCUCUACCUGGACCGCGACCUCCCAGACGUAUGCAUUCUACAGGAAGGCGGCCACGAAGCUGGACUACCCGAGGCAGCUGAGCAGCCCAUCGAGGAGGAGAUCGUCAUGGAAGCCCCUCCCGGCGACGACCAGGAGGAGCGCGCGUCGCAGCGGCCCAUCGUGGCGGAGACUGACGAUGACCUCGACGAUAUCUCGGCGCCCGACGUGAACGAUAAGCGCCGGAUCCGAGAGCCCGGCACAACCGAGCCCCCGGCUAAGAAGCAGCGGGUCAACGCUGCGACCCAGGAGGCCUUCUCCUACUACCUGCAGGAGGGCAACUUCUACAGCGACUAUGCCUACAGUGUCCAGCAGUACGACGAUAUGAAGGAGAACGACGAACUUAUCGUGCUGGACAUCCCUGUCAGCAACGAGCAUGCGUUCAUGGCCUACAUGGACGAUCCCAGCAACUUCGUGGCAUCGCAGGCCCGCAAGGGCCGAGUGGAGGUCUCAUUUAAGAAGGCGACGCCUGAGGAGAAGAAGCUGCUACUCGAGGCCCAGCAGAAGGAGUGCACCUCAGUCCUCAGCACGAAGGCCGUCAGGAUCCUCAGCCGACAGGGGAUCGACCCGGCGCGCCUGCUGCGCUGUCGCUUCGUGCUGACCUGGAAGAAGGAUAACCAGGGGAACGUACUACGAGGCAAAGCCAGACUGGUCGUGCUCGGUUUCAGCGACCCCGACCUGCUGCACCUACGGACAGAAUCACCCGUUGCCUCCAGACGUGCACGUCAACUUCUACUGGCCAUGGCAGCCAGACACAAGUGGAAACUGGAGAAGGCCGAUGCAGUGACAGCCUUUCUCCAGGGCGAGACGGACGAGGAGAAGAGGAAGAUCUACGCGGACCCGCCCAAGGAUGUGCGUCAGGCCUUCGGCAUGAAAGACGACGAGGUCCUGCAGUUCCUCAAGCCUAUGUACGGAUUUGUACAUGCUCCUCGCAAAUGGUGGCUCCAUUUCAAGGACGCGCUCAAGACGCUGCAGCUGGAAGUGAUACAGUGCGAGCCGUGCGUCUGGGUCAUUCGAGACGGCACGAAGCUGGUUGGCAUGGUUAUCCUACACGUCGACGACAUGAUGAUCGCCGGCGACCAUCACAACUCGGCAUUCCUCAAGAAACGACAGCAGAUACAACAGGCCUUCGAGUGGACACCUUGGGAGAGCCGAGCGUUUGUGCAGUGCGGCAUCAGUAUUCGACAGAAUGAGGACUACACCUGCAGUCUCGCACAGGACAGCUACAGCCUGAACGUGGAGCCCAUCAAGAUACGACGUGGACGCAAGCCCACGGAAGGAGUUUCAGACAAAGAGAGAUCAGAUCUACGAGGCCGACUUGGUACAGUCGGAUGGCGAGCUCAGCAGUCGGCCCCGUGGCUCAGUGCAGAAGUCUCUCUACUCCAAGCGGAGAUACCUACGGCGACGGUCUCUACCAUCCAGAAGAUCAACAAGCUGAUCCGCACCAUGAAUGACACUGCCGACGUAGUCAUGCUCAUCCCGGCCAUCGAGCAGAUCGCUGUGGUUGGCUGGGGCGAUGCUGCCUGGGCCGCUCGUAUUACUGGCGAGUCCCAGGGUGGCGAGAUGAUCGUGCUGGCACCACUGUCUUUCCUGAGUGGCUCGACAGAGACGGUAGCGCCUAUCUCAUGGAGAUCAUGCAAGCUACCGCGAGUGGCCAGAAGCAGUACGAGUGCGGAGGUUCAGAUGAUGACAGAGACCCUCGACGAGAUCAGCUACGUGCGCUUGUUCAUCUAUGAGUUAGAGUGCGGCCAAGUGGACUACACCAACAAGCAACACGUGAACGACGCCAUCUCAUCCUGCCCUGGCGUACUGGUCACAGACGGUAAGUCGGGCUACGACGCGAUCGAGAAGAGAGAGUCAGCUGGUCUCGGCCUACGUGACAAGCGGACGAGCAUCGAGUGUCUAGGCAUUCGACAGCAGAAGGAGCAGACGGCCCUCCAGAUACGCUGGGUCCACAGCGAUGCCAUGCUAGCCGACGGCCUCACCAAGGAUCGAGCCGCCAAGGUCUUGCUGGAGUUCUUCCGGUCAGGUCAGCGCUGGAGACUCGUGGACGACCCCCUGCACCGCAGUGCCAGGAAGCGCAAGACCGAGGGCAUGGACAGGCUGGACCACGGCAAGCCGUUAUCAGCAGACGACGAUGAAGCUAUGCUGGAGGCCCUGAUCUACUUCGCUCGCGACAAUCCCUACGAGCAGGAGACCCCUGCCGGAGAUAUAGCCCUUUGGGGCACUGUGAAGCCUCUCACGCGCUCUGUGCUUUCUGUGAAUUCAGUGGCCAGCGAGGCAGGUCUCAGCAUGCCCAUCAUGGGCAUCGAGGCUGCCGAGAACCUACGCGAUAUCAUCUAUGAGCAGACGGGCAAGAACAUCAAGAUGGACGUUAGCCAGAAGAGUACCUUUAUCUUUGGAGAUGGCAACGCCAAGACCUGCACCGGCAAGGCAACCUUUCCUCUGAUGAUCGCCGGUGUGGACGGCGAGCUCGAGAUAAACAUCCUCGACGCAGGUGCCCCGCUCUUGAUCGGAGUGGAUGUUUUGAGCCGCCUAGGAGCUGUGAUCGACUGCGAGGCACAUUCUGUCUACUUCAAGAAGCUCGGGCGCCGAGCUGAACUGCUCGUCCUUCCGAGCGGCCUCAUGUACAUCAUCAUCAUUUACGAGUACGGGGGCACCAUCACCAAUUACGCCUACAGCAACAUCAUCAUCAUCAUUUACAAGUACGGGGACAUCAUUGAUUACGUCGGGGACAUCAUCACUUACGUCCGGGACAUCAUCCGUAUCAGCCCCGGCUCCAUCACCUACGGCAUUAUCGGAGUUAUCUCCAGAGCCCUGAGCUCCGACAACAUCCAGUUGGCCCUACAUAUUCGCAUGAGCCUCAACCGCGAGGCGAAAUGUCGCAAAGCAGAGAGCCAGCAGAUCAAGCUGGAGAACGAGGAUAUGGACGGCCCUUGGGAGCAGGUGGAUGUUCGGGCCUCGCUACGGGACUCGGGAUCAUCGGCGGCGACCUCCACGUCGACGCCGGCACGGCCUACACUACAACGGAUGCAGCCGCUGGGGCGACUGAUCGCUCAUCAGGACGCGAGGGGCCACAUCUUCUACACGAUCGAGGGCUCGGAGCAGGACAACAGCACGAAGCGGAUGACGGACACCUUCCUGCAGGAGCACCUACCGAACUGGGAGAUGUGGUCCAGCAAGCUUCUCCAGCAGUGGACGCAGUGCCGUCGCUGGGGACGAAUCAUCCAGAAGGUCUUCAUCAAGACGAUCGAUCGUGUGAACUGGAAGCUGGACAGCCUCGGACUACCUGUGCAGUUGCUACCCGAGAGGUACCCGACCUGGCCGGCGGACAUCGAGCAUCGUGCGAAGAUCGAGCCACACCAGCCGUGCACGGAGCCGAAGCAGCGCCCCCUGUCCCAGAAGUCAGCAGCCUCAGCAGCCGCGCGCGAGCAGAAUCAAGAGCUGCGAGCCACCAUCGAGACCGCAAAGUUAGAUUUCUUGACCAAGUUUGCGGAGGUGGAUGCGUUCGCAGCGCUGAGCUCGGAGCAGAUCCACGAGCAGCUCAGCAUGGUUACGUUGGUCAACCACCUCAAGCCGCUGUGCAAGAUGUGGGGACUGACCCAGACUGGCAAGAAGGAGGAGGUGAUCGACAAGAUCAUCGCGUACAUCAUCGAGCAGCGCGGCACGGCGGCAGCGACUAUCCAGAUCAAGAAGGAGACGGAGACCAAGAAGAUGGAGACGACGGCAAUGGCCGUGGGCCCGGCGAUCUCAGCUCACUACACUCAGAUGUGCCAGCACCCGGACUGCAAGCUACGCCGAUGCAUCGCCAAAAACGAGCCGAUCGUGAAGAUGAGGCUCUACGGUUGGUGCCACCAGGCGUGUGCGGUCAGGUCGGCCAUUUUCGGAGCCAUGUGCGCCCUCGCAACCUUCGGCCGCCUGACGAUGGUCGAAGCGUGCACCCACGAGGACUCGAAUCUCGGGAAGGUGUGCGACGAGAAGGGCUACCACUACGAGCGGCUCGGCCUCUUCAACGAGAACGACCUCAGCAAGCCGCAGGGCUACCACAAGGCGAAGUUCCUGCUAGACGAGAAGCGCCCGGAGCUCUUCGUCAGUACACCACCCUGCGGCCCAUGGUCGAUAAUGCAGAACGUCAACCAGCGCAACGAUCAACAGAAGGAGAACCUUCGCAGGAAGCGGCUCAAGAGCCAGCGGAUCUUCGAGAACAACAAGAGGCUCAUCGAGCACCAGGUGCUCAACCUGAACGGCUCGGCCCUCGCCGAACAGCCCCACAACAGUCGUUCGUGGCAGAAGACCUGCUGGAAGGAUCUCCACAAGAUCCUACCGUACGAGGUGAUCGUGGAUGGCUGCGCCUGCGGACUACGAGCCCCUGACACGGGCGAGCUCAUGAAGAAGCGCUGGAAGUUCUUGACGAAUGACAGGAGGAUCUGGGUAGCCCUACAACCUCUACAGUGCCGUGGAGGACACUACCACGAGGAGAUAGAGAGCAGCUUGAGGACCGAGGCCUCGGGCUCCUACCCCAAGAUGCUGUGCCGCCGGAUCCUCAGGGCUCUGACCAAGAGCCAGAACCAGAACUACUUCGAGGACGAGGUUGUGAACUGCCUCUGCAUGGCAGCUACCCAGCAGCCACCGACAGAGCCUACGCCAGAGGAGGACGAGCCGACUCUCCCACCACGAGACGGCAAGGAAGCGCACAACCUCACCAACGAGACGGUCAAGAAGCUCGAGAGCUACAUCAGAUUGGUGCUUUUUGACGCCUUCUCGUGGAUCCGUCGCAGCACGAACACGAACGUGAUGGCGCUGGCGAUACUCGACGCCGGCUCGGACAUCCUCUACGUGCGGCUGAUCGACGAGAAGCCGAUCCCAGGUACUACCCGGCAAGUCCGUGCAGGCGACCUUCGGCAUAUCUUUGCUACAAAAUGGUUCCCCUGGAUGGGACGCCCGAAGGUCAUGCGCUACGACCCUGCCGGCAGCGCCAUCUCCGACGAGUUCCGCGAGUGGAUCGAGAGCCAGGGAGUCUACUGUCUCCCAUGCGCGGCCGACGCCCACUGGCAGAUCGGCAAGAUCGAGCGUGCCAUUGAAGCCUUCAAGGAGGCCCUCGACGCUUUCGACGAGAUGGUCUCAGCCGAAGUACCCACCAGCGAGAUGUUCGGACUCCAGACGGCGGCCAGGAACGACCUGAUCAGGAUCGACGGGUUCAGCCCGCUGCAGCGCUAUGCGGGACGGACGCCGACUGGGACGACAGUCAAUCUGUCGGACGAGCCGAACAACCUGCCGCUCAUCAGUGCCGAGCUGCAGGACGGUACCUUCAGCAGGGACGCCCAGGUACGACGAAUGGCGCGGCUUGCUCACAUCCAGACCGAGAACUCUGACCGAGUCAAGCGAGCGGAGGCCGCGCGCUUCAGAAGGGACAGCCUCGCUCAAUGCCUGGGCGAGGACGCUGGUACGGACCUGGACGAGUACUUUGUCACGAGCCAGCGAGCUCGGGACACCGACCUGGUCUACCUGGAACGGUGGUCAAUAUCACACUGGCUGGUCGCCUCUACCGAGUUGCUCCAGAACAACUUCCCGGGGACCUGGACCUUCGGCGAUGUCCAGAAGCAGCUCGACACCAAUGAAGUGAUCGACUUAUCGAACGAGCCCCCGCCCACUGGCGAGGACUGGAAGAGCGACCUCUACCUGGACCGCGACCUCCCAGAAGGCGGCCACGAAGCUGGACUACCCGAGGCAGCUGAGCAGCCCAUCGAGGAGGAGAUCGUCAUGGAAGCCCCUCCCGGCGACGACCAGGAGGAGCGCGCGUCGCAGCGGCCCAUCGUGGCGGAGACUGACGAUGACCUCGACGAUAUCUCGGCGCCCGACGUGAACGAUAAGCGCCGGAUCCGAGAGCCCGGCACAACCGAGCCCCCGGCUAAGAAGCAGCGGGUCAACGCUGCGACCCAGGAGGCCUUCUCCUACUACCUGCAGGAGGGCAACUUCUACAGCGACUAUGCCUACAGUGUCCAGCAGUACGACGAUAUGAAGGAGAACGACGAACUUAUCGUGCUGGACAUCCCUGUCAGCAACGAGCAUGCGUUCAUGGCCUACAUGGACGAUCCCAGCAACUUCGUGGCAUCGCAGGCCCGCAAGGGCCGAGUGGAGGUCUCAUUUAAGAAGGCGACGCCUGAGGAGAAGAAGCUGCUACUCGAGGCCCAGCAGAAGGAGUGCACCUCAGUCCUCAGCACGAAGGCCGUCAGGAUCCUCAGCCGACAGGGGAUCGACCCGGCGCGCCUGCUGCGCUGUCGCUUCGUGCUGACCUGGAAGAAGGAUAACCAGGGGAACGUACUACGAGGCAAAGCCAGACUGGUCGUGCUCGGUUUCAGCGACCCCGACCUGCUGCACCUACGGACAGAAUCACCCGUUGCCUCCAGACGUGCACGUCAACUUCUACUGGCCAUGGCAGCCAGACACAAGUGGAAACUGGAGAAGGCCGAUGCAGUGACAGCCUUUCUCCAGGGCGAGACGGACGAGGAGAAGAGGAAGAUCUACGCGGACCCGCCCAAGGAUGUGCGUCAGGCCUUCGGCAUGAAAGACGACGAGGUCCUGCAGUUCCUCAAGCCUAUGUACGGAUUUGUACAUGCUCCUCGCAAAUGGUGGCUCCAUUUCAAGGACACGCUCAAGACGCUGCAGCUGGAAGUGAUACAGUGCGAGCCGUGCGUCUGGGUCAUUCGAGACGGCACGAAGCUGGUUGGCAUGGUUAUCCUACACGUCGACGACAUGAUGAUCGCCGGCGACCAUCACAACUCGGCAUUCCUCAAGAAACGACAGCAGAUACAACAGGCCUUCGAGUGGACACCUUGGGAGAGCCGAGCGUUUGUGCAGUGCGGCAUCAGUAUUCGACAGAAUGAGGACUACACCUGCAGUCUCGCACAGGACAGCUACAGCCUGAACGUGGAGCCCAUCAAGAUACGACGUGGACGCAAGCCCACGGAAGGAGUUUCAGACAAAGAGAGAUCAGAUCUACGAGGCCGACUUGGUACAGUCGGAUGGCGAGCUCAGCAGUCGGCCCCGUGGCUCAGUGCAGAAGUCUCUCUACUCCAAGCGGAGAUACCUACGGCGACGGUCUCUACCAUCCAGAAGAUCAACAAGCUGAUCCGCACCAUGAAUGACACUGCCGACGUAGUCAUGAUCAUCCCGGCCAUCGAGCAGAUCGCUGUGGUUGGCUGGGGCGAUGCUGCCUGGGCCGCCCGUAUUACUGGCGAGUCCCAGGGUGGCGAGAUGAUCGUGCUGGCACCACUGUCUUUCCUGAGUGGCUCGACAGAGACGGUAGCGCCUAUCUCAUGGAGAUCAUGCAAGCUACCGCGAGUGGCCAGAAGCAGUACGAGUGCGGAGGUUCAGAUGAUGACAGAGACCCUCGACGAGAUCAGCUACGUGCGCCUGUUCAUCUAUGAGUUAGAGUGCGGCCAAGUGGACUACACCAACAAGCAACACGUGAACGACGCCAUCUCAUCCUGCCCUGGCGUACUGGUCACAGACGGUAAGUCGGGCUACGACGCGAUCGAGAAGAGCGAGUCAGCUGGUCUCGGCCUACGUGACAAGCGGACGAGCAUCGAGUGUCUAGGCAUUCGACGGCAGAAGGAGCAGACGGCCCUCCAGAUACGCUGGGUCCACAGCGAUGCCAUGCUAGCCGACGGCCUCACCAAGGAUCGAGCCGCCAAGGUCUUGCUGGAGUUCUUCCGGUCAGGUCAGCGUUGGAGACUCGUGGACGACCCCCUGCACCGCAGUGCCAGGAAGCGCAAGACCGAGGGCAUGGACAGGCUGGACCACGGCAAGCCGUUAUCAGCAGACGACGAUGAAGCUAUGCUGGAGGCCCUGAUCUACUUCGCUCGCGACAAUCCCUACGAGCAGGAGACCCCUGCCGGAGAUAUAGCCCUUUGGGGCACUGUGAAGCCUCUCACGCGCUCUGUGCUUUCUGUGAAUUCAGUGGCCAGAGGCAGGUCUCGAUGCCGUAACAUCGAUCUUUAG
Molecule: messenger RNA, 10853 nt
Organism: Prorocentrum cordatum
Lineage: Eukaryota; Dinophyceae; Prorocentrales; Prorocentraceae
Source: the annotation of a GenBank genome assembly